AAUGCUGUUCAGGGUAGAGUGCAGAGCUACAGCUGGCGCUAACAGCUGAGCCUCAGCCAGUGCUAAGGGCAGAGAAGCGGUGAAGCCUCCCUGGCCUCCAGUACUUCAGCACCGAAGACAGCUCCAAAGCCCUCUGGAAGGCCAGGCUCCCGAGGGGAAGUGCACUACCUUUGAGAGGCUGAGAGAUGGAAGCCAGAAGCAAGCCCCAGCUCCUUGUGGUCCUGACACUUUUUAGUGUGCUCUUCUCCCAGACACUGGCCUGGCCUCUUUUCGAACCACCUUCUACUCUGAGUAGGAUGGAUGACAGAGUACCAUUUGAAGAAGCAAAUGAACCUGAUCCAGUUUCAUUAAAUUUAGACUCUGACAUCUUGCAAGAUGCAUUAGCUGAAAGUGACACACCCUAUUAUGAACUAUCCAGAAAUUCGAGACAUGCUGAUGGAAUUUUCACCAAUGACUUUAGUAAGCUGUUGGGUCACCUAUCUGCCAAAAAAUACCUUGAGUCUGUUAUUGGAAAACGAGUUAGCAGUAACGUUGCAGACCGCCCUGCCCUCACCAAACGUCACUCAGAUGCAGUCUUCACCGACAACUACACCCGCCUUCGGAAACAGAUGGCGGUGAAGAAGUACUUGAACUCCAUUUUGAAUGGGAAAAGGAGUUCUUGAAGACAGAUGAGAAAAUACAUUUUGAGUUCUACAUAACUAAUUCAAGAAAAUAACUUCAAUAGCAAAACCAAAUAAAAUAUAUUGUGUUGUGAACAUUGUGAUUUAUUUUAUCCUGAUGUAACAACUGUGAUGUUUACAUUGUAAAUAUUAUUAGAAAGUUCUAAAAUUUGUCUUUAGCUUAUGAAAGGUCUGUCAUUUCAGAUGCUGUAUAUUCUUUCUAACGCAAAUACAUUUAGUGAUAAGUAGAUGGUAAGUUAAUUCCAUUUUUAUGAAGGUUUUUGGGAGAGUAACAAUACAGGCACAUUGAUGGGUUUAUUUAGAGUGUUCACUAUUCAGAAGAGUAGAACAGAUAAGUGGUUUGUCUACGUUUGAAAGUUAGAUAGAAUUUGAAUGCAGAUAGAGUGCUGUGUUAACUAAAUCUCAGAAUACCUAUAAAAACAUCAACAGCUAUUAUUUAAAAAAGACAUUCUUCAAAACACAUUUUCAGGAUAUUCUGUUUUCACCUGUAUAGACUACUUUAUUUCUAGUAGAAUUUUAAAAAUCUCUCAAAUUUAGAUUUCUAUUCUCCAAAGGCUUUCUUCUGACUUAAUGUCUUAGUUGAAAGGAUUGACCUGCACUUAUGACUGUAGACCUUUCCUUUCGUGCUUGUGUGAAGUAUGUGCAAAAUGUAAAUGGAAUAGAGCGCUUGUUUUUCAGGAAUAAAUAUUUUUCCAUAAUCCUUCUGAGUAAUAUUUGGUCAUAUCAGCUUCCUUCAGUGAAAGUAGAUUUGGAGACACAACUAUUUUUCCAAAAUGAUUGUAAGAACUAAAUAUAGAAAAU
Molecule: messenger RNA, 1481 nt
Organism: Fukomys damarensis (Damara mole-rat)
Lineage: Eukaryota; Metazoa; Chordata; Mammalia; Rodentia; Bathyergidae
Gene: Vip
Product: vasoactive intestinal peptide
Exons: 6
Coding region: 186-662 (158 amino acids)
Biological process (GO): adenylate cyclase-activating G protein-coupled receptor signaling pathway; negative regulation of apoptotic process; regulation of sensory perception of pain
Cellular component (GO): perikaryon; extracellular region; neuron projection
Molecular function (GO): neuropeptide hormone activity; peptide hormone receptor binding
Source: RefSeq, a predicted model, not a curated record